AUGACCGUCACGUACACAGCUCGCGUGGCGAACGCGCGCUUCGGCGGCUUCUCGAAGCUGCUGCUGUUGUGGCGCGGGAGCAUCUACAAACUUCUGUGGCGCGAGCUGCUGUGUUUCCUUGGGCUCUACAUGGCGCUGAGUGCCGCCUAUCGCUUCGUGCUGACCGAAGAGCAGAAGCGCUACUUUGAGAAGCUCGUUCUUUACUGCGACCAGUACGCCAGUCUCAUCCCGGUCUCUUUUGUCCUCGGCUUCUACGUAACGCUGGUGGUGCACCGCUGGUGGAACCAGUACCUAUGCAUGCCCCUGCCCGACGCGCUCAUGUGCGUGGUGGUCGGCACAGUGCACGGGCGCGACGAGCGCGGCCGCCUCUACCGACGCACUCUCAUGCGCUAUGCAGGGCUCUCUGCUGUGCUUAUCCUGCGCUCUGUCAGCAUCGCUGUCUUCAAGCGCUUCCCCACCAUAGACCAUGUGGUGGAAGCAGGGUUUAUGACCCGCGAGGAGCGCAAGAAGUUCGAGAACCUGAACUCAUCCUACAACAAGUACUGGGUGCCUUGCGUCUGGUUCUCCAACCUGGCGGCGCAGGCUCGGCGCGAGGGCCGCAUCCGCGACAACGGCGCCCUUAAGCUGCUGCUGGAGGAGCUGACUGUGUUUCGGGGCAAGUGUGGGAUGCUCUUUCACUACGACUGGAUUAGCGUACCCCUUGUCUACACCCAGGUGGUGACCAUCGCUGUGUACAGCUACUUCCUGGCCUGCCUCAUCGGUCGCCAGUUUCUGGACCCGGCGCAGGGCUACAAAGACCACGACCUGGACCUGUGCGUGCCCAUCUUCACCCUGCUGCAGUUCUUCUUCUACGCGGGCUGGCUCAAGGUAGCUGAGCAGCUCAUCAACCCCUUCGGAGAGGACGACGAUGACUUUGAGACCAACUUUCUGAUCGACCGCAACUUCCAAGUGAGACUCUCUCAGUUAAGACCAUCCCUGGGCUCCCAAAGCGGCCCUGGCCCCACCCCUGCUAAGACUCGCUCAGACAUCGCCCCUGAUCCAUCCUUCUCUUUGGUCACCACACUCCUACCCAUCCACAGGGGUCCACCCUGCGGUGCCGGCGCUUUUCCAUGCCCACUCUUCCCCGCGUAUCCUCGCCCGCAGGUGUCAAUGCUGGCCGUGGACGAGAUGUACGACGACCUGGCCAUGCUGGAGAAAGACCUGUACUGGGACGCAGCUGAGGCUCGCGCUCCCUACACCGCGGCCACCGCCUUCCUGUUGCAGCAGCCCUCCUUCCAGGGCUCCACCUUCGACAUCACGCUGGCCAAGGAGGACAUGCAGUUCCAGCGGCAGGACGGCGUGGACGCGCCGCUGAGCGAUGCAUACGGCGACUUCCUGCAGCGCCUCCUGCCGGUGGGCGCGGGCAUGGCCGCUGGAGGCCUGCUGGGCCGGCGCCUGUCUUUACUGCGCCGCAAGAACAGCUGCGUGUCGGAGGAAGCCACAGCCGCCAGCUGCGCAUGCGCGGGCGCCCCUGAUGGCGCGGCCCCAGAGUGCAGUUGCGGUGACCCGCUGCUAGACUUAGGCCUGCCGGAGCCGGAGUCUGAGUCCCACGCUGGCCACGAGCCGCCAGCCCCCGGGCCACCCGCCGAGCCCUUCACCGUUGUGCCAAUGCCCGGGCCCCGGGGGCCGGCUCCACCCUGGCUGCCCAGCCCCAUUGGCGAGGAGGAGGAGAGUCUAACAUGA
Molecule: messenger RNA, 1722 nt
Organism: Eubalaena glacialis (North Atlantic right whale)
Lineage: Eukaryota; Metazoa; Chordata; Mammalia; Artiodactyla; Balaenidae
Gene: BEST2
Product: bestrophin 2
Molecular function (GO): chloride channel activity
Source: RefSeq, a predicted model, not a curated record